Messenger RNA from Peronospora matthiolae, 264 nucleotides. Lineage: Eukaryota; Oomycota; Peronosporomycetes; Peronosporales; Peronosporaceae. The record is from the annotation of a GenBank genome assembly.
AUGGACGUCAAGACAGCGUUUCUUAACGGCUCCCUCAACGAAGACAUCUACAUGGACCAGCCGGACGGAUACCUGGAUGCAACACAGCCGGACUAUGUGUGCAAGCUAAAGAGAUCACUCUACGGCUUGAAGCAAUCGCCUCGCAUGUGGAACCAAACAAUCGAUGGGUUCAUGAUCAAGAUGGGAUUCAAGAAGUGCGAAUCGGACCACUGCAUCUACAUCAAGCGAGACGUAUUGAGGGUUACCGGUACAAUCCGAACCUAG